AUGUACACCCGCAGCAAGGUGCUGGGCGCCCCCGCCGCCCCCCACCCGGCCCGGGGCCCCUCUGUGAGGCGGCGGGAGCCAGACCCGCUGCCAGGCCAGCGGCAGGUUUGGGAGGCCACUCCGGAGACCCCUUCGCGGGAAGGACCUGGGCAUGAGGGCCAGAGGCUCACAGGCACCUACACCUUGAUAGCACCAAAUGAAAACCGAAGAAAGCAGAUACAAAGGAUUGCUGAGAAAGAGCUGGAGAACCUGGAGAAGUGGAAGGAGCAACAUAGAGCGAAGCCAGUUAACCUGGUACCAACGAGGCUAGGUGGAAGCCAAUCAGAGGCUGAAGUCAGGCAGAAACAACAACUCCAACUGAAGCAAUCCAAAUACCAGCAAAAGCUAAAAAGAGAAGAAUCUGUAAGAAUCAAGAAAGAAGCUGAAGAAGCCGAAAUCCAAAAAAUGAAGGCAAUUCAGAGAGAGAAGAGCAAAAAUCUAGAGGAGAAAAAAAGACUUCAAGAAAAUCUCAGAAGAGAAGCAUUUAGAGAGCAUCAGCAAUACAAAACUGCUGAGUUCUUGAGCAGACUGGAGACAGAGUUGCCAAACAGAAGCACCUAUCAAACUGCUUGCCAUAACCUACAAUAUUCAGCUUGGGCCAGAAGUCAGGCUUAUAAGGAUUCUCUAAAGGAAGAAGAAAACAAAAAACUACAGAAGAUGAAAGAACAACACCAGAAGAGUGAAUUUCUGGAAUUUAAGCGACAACAACAGGAGGAAGAAAGAAUCAGAAACCAGCAGGAUGAGCACAGGAGGGUAAAUAAUGCUUUUCUGGACCGGCUCCAAGGCAGAAGUCAGCCAGGUGGCCUGGAGCACUUUGGAGGCUAUUGGAAUAUGAAUGGUGGUAACAGCUGGGAUAUAUGA
Messenger RNA from Pipistrellus nathusii (Nathusius's pipistrelle), 900 nucleotides. The record is from the annotation of a GenBank genome assembly. Lineage: Eukaryota; Metazoa; Chordata; Mammalia; Chiroptera; Vespertilionidae.